AGAUGAAAACUGCUCAUUGGAUCAGCCUCUUUAAUAAAACAGACAGAUCAUCAUCCGACAAAAACAAGGCUAUUAUGAAUGCCUUGUCUCGCAAGUUAAACAUUAACGAAGAGUACAAACAAGCCUUCAGAACCACCUCCUUCAUUGAAUUCACAACCACCUACAAAGACAAUAACACGUCGUCGUCGCCACCGCCACCGCCAUGUCGGCUCGAACCAGACCAAAAGCUUCUUCACGACAUGCUUCGGAGCUGUAAUGGCCGCCAUGUCCACCCUCUUCUACUUGAAUAUUUCGAAGCCAGUUUUCAAGCUUUCAAAGCUUGCCAACUUCUCCUUCAAGCUGUCCAUCAAACACGCAUCAACCACGCCGUUGUCAAGCUCGCCACCACGGCUUCAAUGGCCGACGACGACAAUCAAAGCUCCAAUAAUAAUGGAAUGGUUUAUAAGGAGUUGUUUCUUAGCUUACACGACCUCCAUUCCGAAUUGCUUCGUAAACUCUCGUGUUUACGGAACGAAACUCGAAAAAAGUUGAGGUUAAGAUGUUUUAGGAAGAAAGUAGCCACAGGUUGUUUCGUGAUAUCGAACGCGGCGGUUCUAAUCACGCUACUAGUUUUGGCAUUGCAUAGUCUUGUCGGGAUCGUGGCGAUGCCAGGGUUGAUCGUUUGCUUCGUAGGUUCUUUGAAAAAGAAGAGGAGAGAUCAUAAGGGGAUUCUACGACAAAUGGAGAUUGCGGCGAGGGCGACGUAUAUAACCAUGAAUGAUUUGGACACGUUGAGUCGGAUGGCGGUGAGGCUCGAUGGCGAGGUGGAGCAUCUCAGGGCGGUGGGCGGGAUGUGGAUGAGAAGCGGCAGAAUGCGUGAGAUAUUGAAGGAGUUUGUUGAAGAAGAUGACGCCAUUGUUGAGCAAAUGAAGGAGCUUCAACAACAUAUAUAUUUGUGUUUUGUUACCAUAAACAGGUCUAGAAGACUUGUUAUGAAUGAAAUUGUGGAAGCUAAGGAUUGAACGGAUGGUUGAUGAAUAUAGA
Molecule: messenger RNA, 1023 nt
Organism: Cucurbita maxima (winter squash)
Lineage: Eukaryota; Viridiplantae; Streptophyta; Magnoliopsida; Cucurbitales; Cucurbitaceae
Product: UPF0496 protein At1g20180
Exons: 3
Coding region: 3-1001 (332 amino acids)
Source: RefSeq, a predicted model, not a curated record